UCCUCCGUGUCCGGCUUCGGCUCCCGCUCCCGCUCCGGCCGCGAUGUCCCAUUCCGUGACCCUGCGCGGCCCUUCGCCCUGGGGCUUCCGCCUGGUGGGUGGCCGGGACUUCAGCGCGCCCCUCACCAUCUCACGGGUUCAUGCUGGCAGCAAGGCUGCCUUGGCUGCCCUGUGCCCUGGUGACCUCAUCCAAGCCAUCAAUGGGGAAAGCACCGAGCUCAUGACACAUCUGGAAGCCCAGAACCGCAUUAAGGGCUGUCGGGACCGUCUAACACUCUCCGUCAGCAGGCCUGAGGGCAGGAGCUGGCCCACUACCCCUGAGGACAGCAAGGUUCAGGCACACAGGAUCCACAUCAACCCUGAAGCCCAGUACCUCGGGACUCCUCUCUCUCAGGAUGGCAGCCCAGCCACCAGCAGGAGGUCCUCGGCUGCUGGGAUUGGACUUGAAGAUGGCAGGCCAGCCCUGGGCUCCCCUCAUGGACAACCACCUCGUCUCCCAGCCACCCACAAUGGCGGCAGCAGCGAAACCAACUUCCUAGCAGCCCAGAUGAACAACCUGCACGUGUCUCCACCCCACAGUGCUGACCCUGCCAGGGGCCUCCCGCGGAGCCGGGAUUGUGUGGACCUAGACUCUGAGGUGUACCGGAUGCUCCAGGAACCUGCUGAACCCUCAGCAGCGGAGCCCAAACAGUCAGGCUCCUUCCGCUACUUGCAGGGCAUGCUGGAGGCCGGAGAGGGGGGGGAGCGGUCUGGGCCCAGUGGUCCCCGGAACCUCAAGCUGGGCGCCCCGCUUGGAGGCCUCCAAGGGCUGCCUGAGUGCACGCGCUGUGGCCAUGGCAUAGUGGGCACCAUCGUCAAGGCGCGAGACAAGCUCUACCACCCCGAGUGCUUCAUGUGCAGCGACUGCGGCCUGAACCUCAAGCAGCGCGGCUACUUCUUCCUAGACGAGCGGCUCUACUGCGAGAACCACGCCAAGGCGCGUGUCAAGCCACCCGAGGGCUACGACGUGGUGGCCGUGUACCCCAAUGCCAAGGUGGAGCUCGUCUGACCGCUCCCACUCAGGCUCCUGCCCCCCACCCGGCUCCUGCUGCUGCUUCUAUCUCCCUUCGGCUGUGUAAAUACGUGUUUGCCCCCUACCCCCCAGGCUUCAAUAAACUCCUCCUGUUCCA
Molecule: messenger RNA, 1169 nt
Organism: Suncus etruscus (white-toothed pygmy shrew)
Lineage: Eukaryota; Metazoa; Chordata; Mammalia; Eulipotyphla; Soricidae
Gene: PDLIM4
Product: PDZ and LIM domain 4
Exons: 7
Coding region: 44-1048 (334 amino acids)
Biological process (GO): muscle structure development; heart development; actin cytoskeleton organization
Cellular component (GO): filamentous actin; adherens junction; Z disc
Molecular function (GO): muscle alpha-actinin binding; actin binding
Source: RefSeq, a predicted model, not a curated record